UUUGCCUUAACAAAAAUGGCUGAGUGAUUUCAGAUUCAGAUUUUUUAUUUUGGUUCAAACAUAAUCCAAAUAUUUACAACUACAAGGCGAUUUAAACGAUUUGAACAGAUCCAGUUAUGGAUCCAUCCUUGCUGAAAGAAAGAGAGGCUUUCAAAAAGCGAGCUUUGGCUCAACCUUCUGUGGAGAAUAAAUCCAAGGGAGAUGAUGGCAAUGCAAAGAAAAGACGCAAGGGACCUGAAGUUACUAAGGGCAAAGGGGGCCGGUUAGAGGUGAUGGGAGGUGGUAUGAGCUCCAAGCAACCACUGAGCAGCAAGCCAACAACAUACAAAUCUAUGAGUAGCAGCUCUCAGUACAAGUUUGGAGUACUCGCUAAAAUUGUCAAUUAUAUGAAGACCCGCCAUCAGAAGGGAGACACACAUGAACUAGACAUAGAUGAGAUAUUGGAUGAGACACAUCAAACUGAUGUGGGACAUAACACUAAACUCUGGUUAAAAAAUGAGGCUUUAAAAAACAAUCCAAAAAUAGAAUGCCUUCCUGGUGAGAAAUUUAAAUUCAAGCCAAUGUAUAAUAUUCCAAACAAGAAGGCAUUGCUACGUCUACUACAAAAGCAUGACUUGAAAGGCUAUGGUGGAGUUCUUUUGGAUGAUGUAGAAGAGUCUUUGCCCAAAUGUGAUAAAGCUAUCAAGGUUUUGGGAGAUGACAUAUUGAUAAUCACAAGGUCAAAUGAUAAGAAAAAGAUUUUGUUUUACAAUGACAAAUCAUUGGAUAAUUGUGAAAUAGAUGAAGAUAUUGUGAAACUAUGGAGGUCUACCACAGUGGAUGGUAUGGACGAUAACAAAAUAGAAGAUUACCUGAGACGCAAUAAUAUUGUCUCCAUGCAAGAUAUGGGGAUACGCAAUCCAAUCCCUAUGCAUAACAGACGAGGAGGGAAACGAAACAGUAAAAGACGAAAGGGAUUUAAAACCCAUAAUGAACACAUGGAGGGGAUCUUGGAGGAUUAUUCAGCUAAAUAAAUGUACAAAGUAAAGUAACAUUUACAUAGAAACCAUGUGCAAGAGAUUGUAGAUGACUGUUUCAGUAAAUGAAUGUAAAUAUUAUAAGAAAACAUUGUAAAUAUAUGUAUAAAUGGAUGAGUACAUGAUAAGAUACAUUUAUCAACAAACACAUUGAAUGAGUGUGAUAGAGUUAAAAACUAUCAAUAGAUGGCAUACGAUUCAAUGGGUUGCAUUGUAUACAGAAUACAAAUUAACAUUUAAUAUGAAAUUCCUGCUCCAAAGGUAUAUGACCAGCUUCUUUUGAAAAUAUGUAAAAAGUAGAAUAAUGAAGAGAUUUGUUUAUGUACAUGUUAAAUAUUUUGAAUAUUGCGUUUUGAAUUUUAUUACAGCAAUAGCACAUGGUAUAUGCAGCUACCGAAAAUGGACGGUGUGAGCGGGUGUCACAGCGUGGCAGUGGCAGUGCCAACGGUUGUUGUUUGAAUUUACAUGAUUUAGAUUACCCAUUUUUGACACCCUUUAUGUGUCAAAUUUGAAACCUUUUAAUAUUGAUGCCUUGGAUUGUUUUUGGCGAGGAAAACUCUUUAAAUACGCAUUAAGAACUUAUAUAUUCCUACACCAAGAUAAUGGAUGUAAAUAAAUGACAUACAAUUCAAACAUCAUGAGUACCAAUAUAAUGUGUCUAAAGAUCUAUGAAAAACUCCCCAAACAUUCCAAGGUAUCAUGAAUCGUAUUAUCACAAAAUGUCGAUAUUACAUUGAUUAAGC
Molecule: messenger RNA, 1759 nt
Organism: Owenia fusiformis
Lineage: Eukaryota; Metazoa; Annelida; Polychaeta; Sabellida; Oweniidae
Source: the annotation of a GenBank genome assembly